AUUAACCUUAAAAUUGAUUAGCUUAUGUAAAGCUAUCUGUCCUAGGUUCUACAGGAGAAGAUCGUCCAACAGUCCGAGAAGACGCCAUGUACCUAGGAGUUGUUCAGUUGUUGCUGUGUUUCGGACUUGUCUCUGGGAGCUGGCAGUCGAUCAGAGAAGUUUGGCAAUGUAGAAACAAUCUUUGUGAAAACGACGGGACUUGUCGGCUAAGAAAUCAAUCACCGGUUUGUGUUUGUAAACCCGGGUUUACUGGCCAAUACUGCGAAAUCCAGAAAGAUCCAUGCGACGAUCUUCAUUGUACAAAUGGCGGUAAUUGCAUUCUGAAAGGAGAUGCAGCUUUUUGUCGGUGUAUGCCCGGUUACUAUGGAAACACAUGCGAAUUCUACAGAGACCCCUGCCGGAAGUACAUUUGUCUAAAUGGCGGGAAAUGUGAAAAGCCGAACAACGUGCCACAGUGUGUUUGCCAGGAAGGAUUCUACGGCGAGAAUUGUGAAAUGAGUGUAGACCCGUGCUGGGGACAGCUAUGCCUGAACGGUGGGGUGUGCUCGGCAGAUGAUGAUAAGCCUGUCUGCAAGUGCCCAGGCGGAUUCUAUGGGGACAAAUGCGAGCUAUCUCUAGACCCCUGCCAGGGUUUGAUCUGCUACAAUGAUGGUACCUGCUCACAGGAGGGGGGUGUGGCCUUCUGUGUCUGUUCCCAGGGAUAUACUGGCAAACGCUGCGAGUAUUCUUUGUCCUGCCCCACUGGCCCUCUUGCUGGCUGCGGGAACAACUUCUGCCACGAAGACGCCAACUGUGCUGAUGGUGAACGAUGUUGUCCAAGCCCAUGCAGCGGAAAUAGAUGCUUUGAACCCGUCUUUGAUAUCGUCAUGGACCCCUGCGCACGUUUCUGUAAAAAUGGCGGCAAAUGCCGGAAAAGAAAUGGCCGACCUUUUUGUGAAUGCCUGGAAGGGUACAGAGGCGAUCGGUGUGAAAAUUCGGAGUUGAGAGACCACCCUGGCAAAUGUCCGAGCUUUGAUCUGUUGCCUGCAGACUUUUGUGGCGAUGUGUUCUGUAAGGACGACUGGGACUGUGAACUCAGCCAGAAAUGCUGCAGGAGCCCCUGUGGUCGUCGGCGUUGUAUACCAUCCUCUGUUGAACAGAUCGACCCCUGCAAAGGUUUCUGCAAACACGGUGGCAAGUGCGCUGCCAUUGCCCGCAUGCCGGUGUGUUUCUGUAGACGGGGAUACACGGGCUUUCAAUGUGAACACAUCUUAAACCGUGAAAUGUGCCCAAUAAAGAUCCUAACAAGCAAGCAGGAGAAUGAGCACAAUGACCUCUGCAAGCAAGUCUGCCAGGUCGACAGUGACUGUCCAGGUGAACAAACCUGCUGUAACACACCUUGUGGAGGGACGUUGUGUAUAGAGAAAGAUAACAUCAAUACCUGCGAGGGUUAUUGCCAAAAUGGUGGGGUGUGCAGCAACGAAGAUAACGAUCCCACCUGCACCUGUCCCCUGGGGUACGAGGGAUCAAAAUGUGAAACCAAACGUGAGAGACCUGGCACCUGCCCUCAGCCACUGUACAUGGACAACAGUAUGAUACAUUGUGAUACGGAUGAUGCUUGCAGCCCCGGUCAGAAGUGCUGCUCCACUGAAUGUGGUGGAAGGAUUUGUACUGGCACUGCCGAGGACGGUGCCGUCUAUUUAGAUUCCCUGUGUAGAAAUUUGAAAUGUGAAUCAGGAUUACAAUGUCGUGUCAUUCAUUCGUGUUUCGAUGGUGGGCCUAAGGCUGUCUGUGCUGAUACAACAUGGGAAGAUAACUUAUGCAGCGCCACCAACUUGACCCAGGCGAUAUUGCUACAGAGUGAAAGCAAUCCACCAGAGUUCAGACCCCUGAACUGUGACUACCCCCCGGACAAGAGAUACUGCCCCAUCGGGGCCAAGUGUGUAAAUAACAUCUAUGGAAAUAACAGGUGUUGCUUUGGGACACAGGAAAAAGAAAAGGACCCGAGCAGAGAAUGCCCGAGCAACAUUCUGGAACACACCUUUGACUGCGACCAACCACACACAAACUGUAGCAGCGAUGUGCCGUGUCCAGAUGAGGAAAUGUGUUGUCUGACCAACUGUGGGCAGAUCUGCACCAACCCCACGAUGGACCCUAAUGGUUGCCCCGCGCCUUGUCCAGAAGGCAGUACCUGUGUGAAGGCAGCUUCCAGCUGUCCAGAAAAUGUCACCUGUAUACAGGUGCCCACAGCCUCCUGUGUCCCCAACACCUGCUUAAGCUGUAGCGAUGGUGAGAUCUGUGUUAAUAAGACGGCGGACUGCCUAGAGAACCAGUGUGAAUUCGAGUGCAGAAAGCUGGAUAAAUGCGGAAACUGCUCUAAUGACAUGGUGUGUAAAGACACGGGCUUAAAGUGCUACCCAGAGCCUUGUGAAUCCUACACGUGUGUCAAACCCGACGAGUGUGGGGGGUGCCCCAGGGACGAGGAGUGUGUGAUGAUGUCCCCCACCAGAGGGGACGUUGGAGACUGUGUCGUCAGGGAGGGCAAGAUUACAGAGUGCAACAGCACACUGUAUGACGCAGCAUCCAUGCUGAAUGACACUGAGUUUGUGUGUGUCCCAACCAACAGAAGUCUUCCUCAAGUGCCUGAAGUCUAUUGUCACAAUUGUCCGGAAAACGAAAUGUGCGUCGACACCUUAAUUGAAUGCGUCACAACGCCGUGCCCAAAGUACAAAUGCGUGCCCCUUCCACCGGUGUCAUGUGAUAUUCACUGCCCCGAUGGUUAUUUCUGUACGCUGCGCACCAAAGAAUGCACAGAGGAAGACAUCGUGCCAUGCAUGAAAACCAGAACUGCAGUGUGUGUGCCACGAACUGGGGAGUUGCGGUACUGCGCCAAGACGACUGUUAUUACUGAUGAUUCUGCGGUGUGCAAAAGUGAGAAAAGAACCCAUAGGCUGUGCUCUAUGGAUGAAAACUGCCGCGAAGGCCGAAGGUGUUGCCCGUCUAAGUGCAACAGGAAGAUAUGCCAAGACAUGAUAUAACUCAACAUAAUUGGCUUGUCACUUUGUUAGAUGUAUACAACAUUGACGAAAAGAGGUUGUUGAAAAUAAAAUUUAAAAAAUGUAGAGGUAUGACAUAAUUUAA
This is a messenger RNA of Physella acuta, 3120 nucleotides long. Its product is annotated as neurogenic locus notch homolog protein 2-like. Gene Ontology annotation, cellular component: extracellular region. Lineage: Eukaryota; Metazoa; Mollusca; Gastropoda; Physidae. The record is from RefSeq and is a predicted model, not a curated record. Gene Ontology annotation, molecular function: peptidase inhibitor activity; calcium ion binding.